Harpegnathos saltator (Jerdon's jumping ant) is the source of this 1100-nucleotide messenger RNA. RefSeq names its product FGF signaling regulator protein canopy b (gene CNPYb). Bases 162 to 845 code for a protein of 227 amino acids. Lineage: Eukaryota; Metazoa; Arthropoda; Insecta; Hymenoptera; Formicidae. The record is from RefSeq and is a predicted model, not a curated record. The transcript has 5 exons.
GAAUUCCACAUGAUGUCAUGAAACCCGGUGGAAAUGGGUUUGUUAUGAUUGUGUACAUGUUGCCGGCUGUCGUGUUGCAUCGCACCCGUACGAUUCAGUGACGUUUUAAUACUACUGCGAUAUAUUUGUUAACAUUCCAUUUUGAUUUCAUAUAAGCUACAAUGUUGCUUGUCAAUUGUGCGCUUUUAUUAAAUUUGUUAUUUGCAUGGUCUGUCUUUGGCGGGCCUGAAGAGGAGCAAGGAGUAAAGUACGCUAAUAAGUGUGAAGUGUGCAAGGUCUUAGCUGUAGAACUUGAAGCUAGAUUAGACGAAACAGGAAAGACUCACGAUGUAUUGGAAAUUGGGUAUUCUGUAGAUGACAUUAUACCAAAAAAGAAAAAGGAUUAUAAGAAGUCAGAACUGCGAUUGCUAGAGAGUAUGGAAAAUGUUUGUGAACGUAUAUUGGAGUAUAAUAUACACAAAGAACGUACAGAUAGUACAAGAUUUGCAAGAGGGACAAGUCAGACAUUUAAAACACUCCAUAACCUUGUGGACAAAGGUAUAAAAGUCGAAUUGGGUAUUCCUUACGAACUUUGGGACAAACCUUCUGUAGAAAUUACUACUCUAAAAACACAAUGUGAAGAUAUGUUGGAGUCUUACGAAGCUGACAUUGAAGAAUGGUAUCAUACUCAUCAGGGAAAUAUUCCUUUAACAAGAUAUCUAUGCACCGACCGUGUAUUGAAAGAGCAAAAUGAUUCUUGUCUGUAUGAGAAGACUGGCAGUAAAGAUGAAAAAAAGAAAGAAACAAAAAAGGUAUCAAGUGACACAGAAAAUACAAAAGACAAAAGUGUAAAGCAAGAAUUAUAAAAUGAGAAUAUGAGAAAGAAUUAGAAUAAACAGAAUAAACUGCCUCAAAGAACAAAAUGACAUGGAUAUACCUUUUAUUACUGGAUUAAACAAAAUAUGUGAUCCUUCUCAUUGAGUAGAAACAUCAUAGAAUGAAACAUCAUGUAAAACAUACUGUACAUAUAUACAAAGGUAAUCUGUAAAUAUUAGUAUAGUAUUGCCCAUAUAUGCAAGUAUACAUGUGCCAUAUAUAUUGUACAAUAGAAAUAUUAUAAU